Xenopus tropicalis (tropical clawed frog) is the source of this 1607-nucleotide messenger RNA. RefSeq names its product late endosomal/lysosomal adaptor, MAPK and MTOR activator 1 (gene lamtor1). Gene Ontology annotation, biological process: positive regulation of MAPK cascade; positive regulation of TOR signaling; endosomal transport. The transcript has 5 exons. Gene Ontology annotation, cellular component: membrane raft; late endosome membrane; lysosomal membrane. Bases 104 to 592 code for a protein of 162 amino acids. The record is from RefSeq and is marked provisional. NCBI's taxonomy places the organism in Eukaryota, Metazoa, Chordata, Amphibia, Anura, Pipidae.
CUCCACCCGGAAGCGGAACUAUUGCCUAAGGAGUGCGGCUCCCCCCGGUCAUGUGACAGAGAGGCUCGGCUGGCCAGAGCGGGCUGGCCCGGUUCGGUUGGACAUGGGCUGUUGCUACAGCGGGGAGACUGACACCGGCAAAGGGGAUCAGGGAGAGAGGGAACAUCUGCUGCCCCAGAGCCAAUCUCUUCCCAACAAGGCACCAAAUGAAUCCGAACAGAACUCCACGAAUAACCCCUCGGCCCGGACUGAUGAACAGGCCAUGCUGUCACGCAUCUUGGCCAAGACCGCUCAGAACAUUAUCGAUGUGUCAGCGGUGGAGUCGCAGGGCAUGGAGCAGCACGAGUGCAUGGACAGAGCCCGGCAGUACAGCACGAGGCUGGCCAAACUCAGCAGCAAUUUAAUGGACUGGAAGAAAGUGCCCCCCCUCCCCUCACUGACCUCUCAGCCGCACCAAAUACUCGCCAGUGACCCUGUGCCCUUCGCAGACAUACAGCAGGUCUCUAAGAUCGCUGCUUACGCCUUCAGUGCACUUUCACAGAUCCGCGUGGAUGCUAAAGAGGAUCUGGUUGUACAGUUUGGGAUCCCGUAACCGGACGCUCUCGCCCUGUCUCUCUGACCUCACGCCGUCGGCUCCAUCUUUGUUUUCUUUAAUUUAUCGGAUUUUUUUUUAUAUAGAGAUUUCUUUCAGUAUUUCCUUGCUUAGCUGUGGAGCCGACCACCUGUUCUACCCCCUUUUCCUGCCCCCCCCAUAUUGUCCCUGAUGUUUGCACUGGCCAUGACCACUGUUUGCCAACAAGGAAACUCGCCCCCUGCUGGUGAAUAUGCAUUAUUGGGGGGGCGGGGUUUGCAUAGUGUCCCCACCCCCCGCGCUAAAGGCUAAACUAUUAUAUUGCCCGGCAAUGAAAAGCUACGAUUUCUGCUUAGAUGUAAUAAUCUCUUCUAGUGACUGAAGGAUUUUGGGGGGGGCAGACACAUUUGGGGUUUCCCUGAUCACAGAGCAGGGACCCUUAGCCUGCAGCCCUCCAGUUGUUGAGCGACAGCAUUUCCCAGCACCCUCUGACAGCAGGAGGCUUAUGGGAGCUGGUAUACUUACCCAUCCUCCACUUCAUACACCUGUUUUAUCUAUGAUAAAGCCAAGGACUGGGGAUGCUGGGAAAUGUAGUCCAACAGCUGCGACACCUGCUCUGUUCUUGUCACCAUUAUAUACAGCACAAUUAGAGGUUUCCCUAUAGUAACAAGCAGGGCACUUCAGUUUCUGUUUCCUUUUAACCCCGACGUGGUCCCAGUUGCCCAGAUGGUAGUUAGGGGCUGGCAGGAUCAUGUGACAAGGGGCGGCUCCCAGCCAAUGGCAGAGGUUGUUACUGUUUAUCUGGAGAGCCUGCAGUUUGUGCCCGAUGCCUGUAGGUGGCACCAUUCCCCGGGUGCCUUGGGCAUGAUCACACAAGGGUUAAUACUAACGGCUCAUGUUGGGGGGCAUCUGAGGUGAGAAAUGGGGCGCCCUGGCCCCUCCCACAAGGAGAAUGAUUUGCAUUAAACAAAUUCUAUUUUGUUUCUUUUUAUAUCAAUUGUGGGAAAUCUCUGUAACAUUAAACUUCUUACUUGUC